Penicillium psychrosexuale is the source of this 480-nucleotide messenger RNA. RefSeq lists its product as uncharacterized. The record is from RefSeq and is a predicted model, not a curated record. The transcript has a single exon. NCBI's taxonomy places the organism in Eukaryota, Fungi, Ascomycota, Eurotiomycetes, Eurotiales, Aspergillaceae. Bases 1 to 480 code for a protein of 159 amino acids.
AUGUCGAGUGUUGUUGAGUUUCGGGACGUCAAGUUGCGAACCCGCGCAGUUCUAGGAGGAAAUAAGAUCACUGCCAUCGAUGACGGGGGCCUUUGCAUACGCAUAGAGGCUAAAGACAACAAAUUUAUACUUCAAAACGAUCAUGUGGCAAUUUUGGAAGCCAAGAGGAAAUUCCAAUGUCUUGAAGAGGGUAAACCGAUCAUCUCAGACAAGUGUCUAGCCCAGAUGACAUGCGAGGCUCUGCUGGCUAGGGUUGUUGGUUUCGAUCAGACCCGUGAGACCGUCAUAGUCAUCCAUGCUACGCAGCACUACCUUUGCUUUCUCCAAUUUGAGAUUAGUGAUGAGUAUAUUGAGGAUUUUGGUUUGGACUUGCCAAGCUCAUUCAUUCCUGUGGUGGCCACUCCCUGGUACGACCUUAGCAGUGAAUCCAAUAGGAAACAGGUGGUCCUCAAUCUGUGUGCCCUCAUGCGUCGGGGAUGA